AUGAAGACUCCGAACGAGCUUACUGACGCUCACAUCGUCCUCUCCGCUGUUCAAGCAACUUCCGAAGGCGACCUGGACUCGCUAUCCAGAAUCGUCCGAUGGCAGCCGGAAAUCUUCUCGAACACCUUCAUAUAUCGACUACUACUUUCUUUCUAUCCUGCAGAAACUUGUGGACCAUCGGCUCUCGUCGAGUUUUUACAGUCUCUUGGGAAUCAAAUCAAUGAUGCUAAAGGGUCCGAGACUCCGAGUUUCGAACCCUCGAUUUCCAACCUCACCAAGAAUGAAGCAUUACGUCGAUGCCGUGCUCUACGCUUGCGACCGAUUUCCGCACACGGACCUAUACCUACACGGAACGAAUUGGCCAAUGUGAUUAUCGAAUGGGCAAAAAGACUGGAACAGUUUCAUGGAUCUGCUCAGCCAGCUGUGGAAUUCGUGCAAAAUUUCGUCGGACAGGAUUCCGAUCUGCGACUGUGGUAUGAGACGUAUCUGGUCCCAGUCAUCCGGCUGCAAUAUGAGUUCUAUCCGGACAAUGAAGAAGUGAUCGGACUGCAGGAUAUUGAGAGGCUGUCAGAUUCUGAGGGUAUACAAACACUUCUCCAAUUUGCAGUGAAAAGGCACAAUGCGUCUGAAGUUGCCAGAGACCUCAACUAUGUGGUAUCACCAUGGGUUCGAGGGGCGAGUGAAGCAAAGAGAAGAAGAGUUGAUCAUUCCGCUGAAGACACCACCGCUGAAACGGAACCAUGGGAAUCUGUGUAUGAUUGGCUAAUCUCCACGAGCAUGACGGAAUUUAGUGUUGCAGCAAAAGCCUACGCUGAUUGGAAUGGUCCUAUGGAUGACCAUCAACCGACGAAUGAGUCUGCCGCGCGGUUUGCUCAGACUGGUUUGGCCCUUAUCUACGGGUGCUCAGAGCUUUCAUCAGAGGCCAGGAGUGUGUGCAGACAGGUGCUCAUCAAAGCUGCAAAACUUCUCAGUCUAGGACUUCCUGAUUUCUCGCAACCUGAGCCAGAUAUUUCACUGCCUGAGGGAUAUGCAAAAGACCUCGACGAGACAGAUUUGCUGGUCAACUCUCGACUUAAAAAAUCAAACAAGUUCACCCGGGCGAAUGAGUCUUCUGUUCAACUACUGACUGGAAUUUUCGCUACGGCAGAGAUCCUAUCUGGAUUUGGCCUACCACGCACUAUAAGUGAACUGGCGCACGUCGCCAUUUUCGGCUCAGAACGCCGCCACAAGGAUGAACUCCGCCGAUUGCUUCAACACAUUCCUCUACAAACUCGGCAAGAAAUUGACUGGCGCUCCGUACGACGGCGGCUUCUUUGGCUCCAAUCUUGGACCAAUACCCAGCACAUGGAGACGUCACAGCAGCGGACCGCAUUUCUGUCUCGCUUGCCCGUCAGCUUUGUAGAAACUCAAAUCCUCGAUGCAUUGCUGAAGGCUGCUCAAUUUGGCAUCGUCAAAGAGGUGUAUCUCGACCGUCCUUUUGCAACGCUCUCUGUGUCGGCAAUCGAAGCCCGUGUUGUUGCAGCAAUACUUGAGGCGUAUGACAAUGCCAGCAAUGGGAACAGAGAUCGCGGCGGUAUGAAGCGGGCAAGCGAGAUCCUAAGAGCAUUUCGACCGAACUUCUCCCAGUCCGCUGCUCUCUCCGACAUUGAUCACUUGAUCAAAGCCACUCACAGUCUGUCAUUCUAUCAGCUCACACUACAACAUGGUGUUCCUUUCAAGCCGGUCUCUAUCCGAGUGCAGAAAGACCCGCUAAACUUGGUAGAGAAAGUUUUGGAACAAGACGCAAGAGCGUACACCAAGUUGGAAGACCUGCUGGAGAUAGGUCGCAAUCUCGUUCGUGCCCAUCUGCCGAAUCGAGGGAACGUGGUAACAGAAGACGCGGAGCCUCUUCAAUCACGUCUGCUGGAUGCUGAGCACAGGAUAACGUACCAAGCCAUCAUGGCGGCUCUAGGUGCGAAUGACUUCGACACGGCAUAUGCCUACAUUACAACACGCCUCAACACAUCAGCGGAGCAGUCUGCCACUUCUGGAUUUGUUGACGACAUCUCCUGGCGUGCGGCCUAUGCCGCCGGCAAAUAUCGGCCCGGCUCUUCACCAAGGAGUUUGAAUGCACGCAUUGACAGUUUGACACAGCGGAUGGAGCUUCUUUCCCGAGCCUUGAUGUUGGCACCUUCUGGAGAAGCUCUGUCCGGAAUCCUUGCCACAUGGCGCCGCUAUGAGGAAGAGCUAGAUGGACUGAAAACACAAGCCGUGGAGGAAGAGCGAGCUUUCGAUGCCAAAGCAGACGCCUCGGUGCCUGGAGCAUUUGGUCUCGACAACCGGGACGCAGAUGUAGCUGAAACGAAGCGCGCCAUGGCCCGUCGGUCCGGACCCAUUGGAUCCGGGCCUUCUUAUGAGGAAGAGGCACCGCUGGGUUUGUUCGAUGUUGCCAGAGGAGCUGCGGCGGCAUUGCGAAAAAGUGCGGCAUUCCCGCUGGGUUCCAAUGGGUUGCGAGAUCUCAAGAUACACCCGGAAACGGCUAGACGACACGAUAUGCAAAGGGAACAAGCGGGCUCUCCAGUUUCGGACGACGGCGGAAGGGUACGCAAGAGAGACAUGGUUGCUAAUAUGGUUACAAGUGGCCUGGUGAGUGGGAUGGGUUGGGUGCUUGGUGCUCAGCCCCGAGACCGGGUGGACUACAGGGGUGAAAGCCAACAAUAA
This is a messenger RNA of Fonsecaea multimorphosa CBS 102226, 2700 nucleotides long. RefSeq lists its product as uncharacterized. NCBI's taxonomy places the organism in Eukaryota, Fungi, Ascomycota, Eurotiomycetes, Chaetothyriales, Herpotrichiellaceae. The coding region runs from base 1 to 2700 and encodes 899 amino acids. Gene Ontology annotation, biological process: retrograde vesicle-mediated transport, Golgi to endoplasmic reticulum. The record is from RefSeq and is a predicted model, not a curated record. The transcript has a single exon.